AUGGCGCUCGUCAAGAAGGAUGAAAAGGACUAUACUAUCAAGCCAGCGGCCAGUGCCCCUGCUCCUGACACGAGCGACUGGCCUCUCCUUCUGAAAAAUUAUAGCAACCUCCUCGUUCGCACCUCUCAUUUUAUGCCGAUACCCAUGGGAUGUGCCCCUCACAAGCGCGAUCUUAAGCAGUACAUCAGCUCUGGCGUGAUUAAUCUCGACAAGCCGUCCAAUCCUUCCAGUCAUGAAGUCGUGGCAUGGCUCAAGCGGAUGCUCAGGGUCGAAAAAACUGGUCACAGUGGCACCCUCGACCCCAAAGUCACUGGCUGCCUCAUCGUCUGCAUUGACCGCGCCACCCGCCUUGUGAAAUCGCAACAGGGAGCAGGAAAAGAGUACGUGUGCGUGAUUCGCCUCCAUGAUAAACUCCCUGGUGGUGAGGCUCAAUUUGCUCGAGCACUGGAAACCUUGACUGGAGCCCUGUUCCAACGACCACCUCUCAUCUCUGCUGUAAAGCGCCAACUGAGGAUUCGUACUAUCCACGAGAGCAAGCUCUAUGAAUUCGACAACGAUCGGCACUUGGCGGUCUUCUGGGUCAGCUGCGAGGCUGGAACCUACAUUCGUACCUUGUGUGUGCAUCUUGGUCUCCUGCUAGGCGUUGGUGCACAUAUGCAAGAGCUGAGAAGAGUAAGGAGUGGUGCAAUGGACGAGGAGAAGGACAUGGUCACUCUACAUGAUGUUCUCGAUGCCCAAUGGAUGUACGACAACAAUCGCGACGAAUCGUACCUUCGCACUGUCAUCAAGCCACUGGAGAGCCUUCUUACGACAUACAAGCGAAUCGUCGUCAAGGACAGCACGGUGAAUGCUAUUUGCUAUGGUGCGAAGCUCAUGAUACCAGGUCUCCUCCGUUAUGAGAGUGGCAUUGACCAACACGAAGAAGUUGUCUUGAUGACUACCAAGGGCGAGGCUAUCGCCAUUGCUAUUGCACAAAUGUCGGCGGUCGAAAUGUCAUCUUGUGACCACGGUGUUGUGGCGAAAAUCAAGCGCGUCAUCAUGGAAAGGGACCUGUACCCAAAGAGAUGGGGAAUGGGACCAGUGGCCACAGAGAAAAAGAAGCUCAAGGCUGAUGGCAAACUUGACAAGUACGGGCGGCUCAACGAAAAUACUCCGGCCAAGUGGAAGGCAGAGUACACCGACCUUGGAGGCAAUGCUCAGCAAGAACGUAUCGAGGACGUCCCUACGGCUGAGACCACCUCGAAGGCAGACGGUUUGGCGGCCGCACCCGUACCACCAACGGGCAAUGAGGCCGAAGCAGCCUCACCAGCCGACGUCAACGGCGACACGAAGAAAAAAAGGAAACACGAGGACGAGACCCCUGAGGAGAAAGCUGAGCGGAAACGCAAGAAAGCUGAAAAGAAAGAGAAAAAAGCGAAACGGAAGUCCAAAGGAGGAGACAGCGAUAGCGAUUGA
This is a messenger RNA of Pseudovirgaria hyperparasitica, 1455 nucleotides long. RefSeq names its product centromere/microtubule-binding protein-like protein cbf5. Gene Ontology annotation, molecular function: RNA binding; pseudouridine synthase activity. The record is from RefSeq and is a predicted model, not a curated record. Gene Ontology annotation, biological process: box H/ACA sno(s)RNA 3'-end processing; rRNA pseudouridine synthesis; mRNA pseudouridine synthesis. Gene Ontology annotation, cellular component: box H/ACA snoRNP complex. Bases 1 to 1455 code for a protein of 484 amino acids. The transcript is spliced from 4 exons. Lineage: Eukaryota; Fungi; Ascomycota; Dothideomycetes; Acrospermales; Acrospermaceae.